AUAUUUCCACCCCUUCACUCUCUCUCUUAAUUAUCCCUUCAGGUCCAGGCCAGGAGUCUCUGUCAAAUUCCGGCCACCACCCUCUUUUUCUCUACGUUCAUAUAUACCCCACCACCCCUUUCUCCCCCUUUACCUCAUUCUUUUCUCCCCACUUUUCACUUCUCUAUACACGUAUCUUUUCAAUAUAUUAGCUGUGCCACACUACUAAACUGUUUUUGUAGUCUCUCAAGCAGCUAGAUACCCCCAUUGUUAAAUAAUUUAGCUUUCUUUCUUUGUUUUUAUAGUUUCUUGAAUUGGUUUGUUGGGAUACUGAUGAUUAAUAAAGCUUUGUUAUCAGCUGGUGGAGAGAACAUGCUGCACUGUACAGACAUGACAGUGCUUGAUAGACAAAGGGCUCGUAUCAAAUGGCAACAAGAACAACAGCAGCAUCAGGUUCAACUACCACAGCAAGAGAUUAGUUAUUUUAGUGAAUUGAGUAGGGUGUUCCAACAAGCUGGGUUUCAUGAGGGUGGGUUAAGUGAGGUGGUGACCCGGUCUGUGAAACCUGACCCGGGUUUGGUGGAUAAUAGGUGGCAUAAUGAUCAUGUUGUGGGGUUUGGUGUUGGGCCUCCUUAUACUGAUGGGUUGGGUUUUGAGUUGAAUUAUGGUGCCAUUUCUAGGACUUCUAGCUGCCCACCGGCGGUAGCCCCUGCGGCUACGGCUACUGCUACAGUGAGAGGUGCAGAGUCUGUUGUGUCAGAUAAGAUUAGUUCCGGGGUUGGCAGAGAGAGUUCCAAGAAGAGAAAGUUUGAUAAGGACACCAGGGACAAAAGGAUCAAAGGACGUGCGGAGGAAGGGGAGUCAAACACCUCAGAGAAAAAUAACAACAACAGCAGUAGCAGCAAUAACAACAGCAACAAAAACAAUAACAGUAACAAAGACAAUUCUGCCGAGACUUCGAAGGACAAUUCCAAAGUAACUGAGGUUCAAAAGCCAGAUUACAUUCAUGUCCGGGCACGUCGCGGUCAAGCUACCGACAGCCACAGCUUAGCUGAAAGAGUGAGGAGAGAAAAAAUCAGUGAAAGAAUGAAGUAUCUGCAAGAUUUGGUACCAGGGUGCAAUAAUAUCACAGGAAAGGCAGGCAUGCUUGAUGAAAUCAUUAACUAUGUUCAAUCUCUUCAGAGACAAGUAGAGUUCUUGUCGAUGAAACUAGCUGCUGUAAAUCCAAGGCUUGACUUCAACAUUGACAACUUAUUUGCCAAAGAGGCUUUUCCUGCUUGUUCAACCAAUUUCCCCGCAAUUGGGAUGUCACCGGAUAUGACUAACGCUGCAUGCCUUCAAUUUAAUCCAGCACAACAACAAUUAGUUUCAUGCUGUGGAUUGGAUAUGGGGAUAAAUCCUCCUGAUAUGGGGCUUAGAAGGACCACUAGUACUCCUGUAUCUAUUCCCGAAACAUUUCUUGACUCAUCCUGCUUCACUCAAAUCCAGGCCCCACCAACUUGGGAUGCUGAUCUACCAAAUCUUUACAAUGUAGCAUUUGAUCAAGGGAGACAACCAACCUUCCCAGUUCAGCCAUUUUCAGGUAAGACAGAAUUAUCGUGUGUUUUUUAUCUUCACUUUAUUGAUCUGAUAAAUCCUGAAGGCUAAAAACAAAGCAAAGCAAAGUGGUUUUAACUACCAAUGAUGGAGAGCAUAGUGAACCCCCAAAAGUUAUUGUCUUUGCUUUGGGACGAAAAUGAGUCGUUGUGAUAGAGAUGGAGAAAGUUGGUCACUGGAAACUUCCUAUCUAUUCUCCCAAAUGAUCGAAACCACCGAUUCUUUUCAAUGACUAUUGAGUUUCUCACAAUUCUUUUUUUAUAAAGAAGAACCAAUCAAAGGUGCGAAGCAUUUUGACUGUUGUAACAAAAAUGAGCCCCCAGGUAAAAAUUUGACGAAGUCUAUAGUUCUUAACAACAAAAUAACCUUCAUAAUUAUGAUUGUUUAUCAUGUUGGAAUUUAAUCUGCUAGGAGGAAAGAGCAACCAUUAGAUAAUGAGGGUGGCUUUUGCUGUUCCUAAAUUCCCUUGCCUCCCAUUUUAAUCACACACUGCGAUGACUCAUGUUCUGGUAAGAUUAACAAUGGAUUCUAAAAGUUGUCAUAUUUAACUUUUGCAGGUUCUGUUGAAGCUAGCAAUCUGAAGAUGGAGAUGUGAAUCAGAAUAUCAAUUUAUACAAUUCGCGAAGACUUUAUUCCA
This is a messenger RNA of Populus nigra (black poplar), 2212 nucleotides long. Its product is annotated as transcription factor bHLH63-like. The coding region runs from base 313 to 1626 and encodes 437 amino acids. Lineage: Eukaryota; Viridiplantae; Streptophyta; Magnoliopsida; Malpighiales; Salicaceae. The record is from RefSeq and is a predicted model, not a curated record. Gene Ontology annotation, biological process: regulation of DNA-templated transcription. The transcript has 6 exons. Gene Ontology annotation, molecular function: protein dimerization activity; DNA-binding transcription factor activity. Gene Ontology annotation, cellular component: nucleus.